This is a messenger RNA of Caretta caretta (loggerhead turtle), 1296 nucleotides long. RefSeq names its product microsomal glutathione S-transferase 1 (gene MGST1). Gene Ontology annotation, molecular function: glutathione transferase activity. The record is from RefSeq and is a predicted model, not a curated record. Lineage: Eukaryota; Metazoa; Chordata; Testudines; Cheloniidae. Gene Ontology annotation, cellular component: membrane; mitochondrion.
CUUGUGCUGUUGGCUCAGUGCUCUGCAAACUAGGCUGCUGUUUUCCUCGGGGAUGAUCGUGGUAUUCUGGUGACUGCCAGUAAACGCUUUAUUGCCCUGUGCACGCACUCGCAAGCAAAUGAAGGGGGAUGGAUUGGGGGGGGACGACACACGACUCCUCCUGUGACUGAACUCUCCCCACCCGUUUCUCCGUUCGUUUUAAUAAGGCUGUUUUGCAUGGGCAACAUUGCUCCCUUCCCUAGGCAUUUGCCGGACUGGGACUCAUGUUUGUAUAUUUCAAAACAAACCAGACCCCUAGGGUUGUGUGGGUAAACCCGAAAUGUUUUUAAGGAGUCUGCAAGCUACUUACAAAUAUUCAGCUCUGGAAUCAACAGGGCCCCAAAUGAUUUAAAUGACUUUUUUAAAAAAAACAAAAAACAAAAAACCCUCCCCUGAGGGUUCAUUGCCCCGUCCCCACAUGAAUUAAACGAACUUUGAAAGUUAGUGUAAUUACAUGUGGAACUUUGGACCUGAGGAAGAACUCAGUGCUUGGAAUGGUGUCAAGAUGCAGGGUCUUCAGUGAGAUACGCAGAAAUGGCUGAACUUUCCCAGCUAAUUGACAGCGAGGUGUUCCUGGCUUAUGCUACCUAUACAACCAUUGUCCUUUUAAAAAUGAUGCUAAUGAGUGUUAUAACAGCAUACUUCAGAAUGACAAGAAAGGCCUUUAGUAACCCAGAAGAUACAGCAACGUUUGGCAAAGGUGAGAAUGCUAAGAAGUUCCUGCGGACUGACCCAGACGUUGAACGUGUGCGCAGAGGCCACCUGAACGACCUAGAAAACAUUGUCCCAUUUAUUGGCAUUGGUCUGCUCUAUGCCCUGAGUGGCCCUGCUCUGUCCACAGCUUUGCUGCACUUCAGGAUCUUCGUUGGGGCUAGAAUCUUUCACACUAUCGCGUAUUUGACACCUCUCCCCCAGCCUUGCAGAGGCUUGUCUUGGGCAGCUGGAUAUGCAGUUACUAUCUCAAUGGCAUACAGGCUGCUGACAACUGGAUUGUACCUGUAACUAGAACACAGCCUCAUCACCCCCUCGACAUUCCACAUGGAGUUUCUAACAGUGCAUUAGAUUAAACAUGGCUAUCUUAAACGAACUGUCUAAUUUUUGUAACAAUUUUUACAUGGUGGCUAAGGCUGCAUUUUUAACAAAGAGGCUCUUCAUUCCUGUUUGAAAUGUUUCUCUUCAAAGCAAAAAAAUUUCCCUCCUCAUGUCUUCUCUAUUCAGUCUGCUUUGCCAAAAAACAUUAGUUUGAAUGUUCUCUCU